Messenger RNA from Ruditapes philippinarum (Manila clam), 1926 nucleotides. RefSeq lists its product as uncharacterized. The record is from RefSeq and is a predicted model, not a curated record. Lineage: Eukaryota; Metazoa; Mollusca; Bivalvia; Venerida; Veneridae. Gene Ontology annotation, molecular function: protein binding. Bases 96 to 1634 code for a protein of 512 amino acids. The transcript is spliced from 4 exons.
AUAUUUCAUUAUUUUACGUCCUGUAAAAAGUAUAAAGUGUCUGUAUUAUUAUUUCUUUAUUCAUAAUUCGCUGGUACUUGCAACCUUAGAGAAGGAUGGCUGGAUACUAUUCAUUUGAAGCUAUUGUGUUUCUUACCGUACUGUGCUACUCAGCAGCAAGUGAACCCGAUAUCGAAACGCAAUGUUCAAAAUUCAAAUAUGACAAACAAAUGUUGGAGACAAUGGUCAGAAUGGAAGCGAAAAUGAAUCAGUGGGAUAAAGAAAAGGAAAACUUUGAAGAGAACAUGUUGUCUAUAAUGGAACAUCGGAAGGUGGAAAUGAAACGAGAGUUUGUAAAACAAAAUGAACAGAUCGGUCAAAUGCUUGAUGACUAUGAGAAGAUCCGCGAAGAACUCAAUUACAUAACAGCUCAGUUUGAAAAAGUUGCUGGUAAUUUCACAAAAACACCGAAGAUAGCGUUCAAUGCAUAUAUAAGGUCAGGUAGAAACUAUGACAACGGCCAAACCAUCGUUUUCCCUGAUGUUUUACUUAACGAAGGUGGUGGAUAUGACAAAAUCACUGGAAUGUUCACAGCACCCGUGACUGGUCUGUACUAUUUCAGCGUUCACAUUUGUCACGAAGCAGCAAAAUAUGUGGUCGUAGCUAUUGUUCACGGACAUACUAAAGUCGCAGUAACAAGUGAAUAUGAAAACAUUAAAGGAAGUUGUAGCUCGGUCAUGGCUCCGGUAAAAAUGUCAGUUGGUGAACGCGUGUACGUAAAAUGUACACAUCCUAGCGUGUUGCGAGCUGAUUCACAAUAUAGGUGGCCGUCCUUCACCGGUGUUCUUUUGAAUAUGUAUGUCUGUAGACAUUCUUCCUUAUUCAUUAUUCACUGGUAUUUGCUAUCUAAGAGAAGGAUGGCUUGUUACAAUUCAGUUAGAGCUUUUUUGUUUCUUACUUUAGUGUGCUACUCAACAGCAAGUGAACCCGAUAUAGAGCCGGAAUGUUCAAAACUCGAAUAUGACAAAAAAAUGUUGGAGACAAUGGUCAGAAUGGAAGCUAAAAUGAAUCAGUGGGAUAAAGAAAAGGAAAACUUUGAAGAGAACAUGCUGUCUAUAAUGGAACAUCGGAAGGAGGAAAUGAAACGAGAGUUUUUGAAUCAAAAACAGCAGAUUGGUCAAAUGAUUGAUGACUACAAGAAGAUUCGUGAAGAACUCAAAGCGGCUCAGCGUGAAAAGCUAGCUGGUAAUUUUACAAAAAUACCGAAGAUAGCAUUCAACGCACGUACAAAGUACAGUAGAACUAUAUAUGUCGUCGCUCAAACUAUCGUCUUCCCCGAGGUUUUACUUAACGAAGGUGGUGGAUAUGACAAAAUCACCGGAAUCUUCACAGCACCUUUGGCUGGGCUGUACCAUUUCAGCGUCCACAUAUGCCAUGCGACGGCAAAGUUUAUGGUCGUAGCUAUUGUUCAUAUGGAUACUGAUGUUGCUAUGACAACAGGAUAUGAUAACGAUUACAGCAGCUGCAGUUCAGCAAUUGCUCUUGUUAAGAUGGAGAUUGGUGACCGCGUGUACGUGAAAGUUGCAUACCCAAGUACGAUGUACGCAGACAAUUAUCGAUGGCCAUCUUUCUCGGGCGUUCUUUUGAAUAUUUGAAUACAUUUGUUGACUGAUUCAGAAGUUCAAGUGUCGCACGCUUCUUGUUUCUUUAUCAGUUUUUUUUUCAGCAAAUAUUUUGCAUUUUUUAAUAAUGAUCAUAAAUAUUAUUAUCGUACUCUUGAACUAAUAAUGUUACUUCCUGUUGACUAAAUAUGUGCAAAUACACAUAGAAAUGAUAUUGAUUUAUUAAAAACUGUAAAACCUUUGUAUAAGAUUUUGAAUAAACAGGACAUUAUUAAAGUACAUGCAGGCAACGAGAUAAAAUUUAGAUAUACACAUUUGUACCAUG